GAAGAUGCUGCUGCUGGCGAUGGCGCUGGCGCUGCUGCGACAACAGUCGAGGACAGAGGCGGGCUCGGUCUCGGGGCAGAGCAGAGCAGAGCAGAGCAGGGGAGGGGAGGGCAGGGCAGGGCCCGGGCUAUGGCAGUCAGGGAGCGAGACAGCGGAACCUACAGAUGCCGUGCGGGGCGUGGAUUCGGUGCGGGCGUAGCGUAGUCCGGUUGAUGCGCUCGGCCGGGAGGCAGGGCGGGGCCGGGCGCGGCAGCGAUGCAUCCAUGCUCUCUGGGGGAUGAUAAGUGCGCUGCUGCUCUUUCGGUGAGUGGGGCUUUCUGCUUUUGGCCGUCGCGAUAAUGGACCUGCGUGCCUUGGAUUCGAGGGCGAUGAUGGUGGGGGAAUCCUGUAGCUUGCGAUCGAUCGGUCGAUCGAUCUUGACUUUGUCCUCUUGCACUCUUUCUCUCGUGCGGUGAGAAAUGCGGAGUUUUUUAAUGGUUUUUCUCUUGGCUCCGGGGCCGCUGACUUACCCCUAGUAGCAGGGCAGUCUGUGCAGUCUGUGCAGUCUUUUUUCUCGGGGCUGUGUAGCCCGUCUCGUCGGUGACGAGUACCUCAUGCGAUUGCGACUCUUGGGUCGCCACAGGCUUUACUUCGUCGUCAUCAGGUGCUUGCAAACAAUGCCAGAUUCUGGAUCGUCUGGCGAGUCGAGGUUGCUUUUUCGUUGCUUAGGGCUCUUUAUGGCCCUGCCAGUUGUAGCACUGCCAUAAGCAGAAUACCGAGCCGUGAAUGCGUAAUGUAGUCGUGUCGAACCCCUCGGUGGGUUUCGGAUGGAGAUGAGUUUGGUUCGGGAGCAGAAUUUGGGAGUUGUUCCAGCGAGGAGGCGGCGGUGUGGAGGGCAGAUCGAGGGUGCCGGUUCCGGGAGGGAGUGGUUCGCGGGCUGUGCCCUGCUGCGUCGGUUUCACACCCACUGGGUCCAUGGGAGCGAGCAUUGCGUUUUCCGAUCUGCGAAUCGGCCUUGUACAGUCCUGGCAUUUUUCAUCGAGAACGUGAUUCAUGAGUGAGCAACGAUUCGGGGAAACACAUCCCUCGUUGGGAGUUGGAAGAAUUGGGGAGGUGUUAGAACGACCUGAUCCUGCUGCAGGGGGAGCGAGAGUUGUGUCUCUAGCCAGCCGAAUCCAGGAUCAGAUCAGCUGGUAUGCUCCCCUGCGAGUUCAGUGCCAAGAAGUGUUCCGAAGGCUGACCUCUUCUUCUCCGGUUUUCAUUCGUUUAAUUGGCAGUUGGUGCACCACCUGACUCAAAAUGGCUAGUCCACUUUUCCGAAAGCUGGCGGACAGGGCACCUUACAUACUCUUGGACAGUGAUGUUCCCAGGACAGAGUUCCCUCUUGUUCCUCUACAAUCACAGGCACCGGUUGUCCUUGUCAAAAAAAAGAAACCAGGGUCUCGAAUGUGGUUGCGAUUUGAUUCAUCUGGAGUCACAGAGCUCUUGGAACUCGACAGAAAUGCUAUUAUGCAACGCGCCUCCAUACCUGCUCGAGAUUUGCGAAUUCUAGGGCCUGUAUUUUCUCAAUCUUCCCACAUUCUAGCAAGGGAAAGGGCCAUGGUCGUAAACCUCGAGUUCAUUAAGGCAAUCGUAACCGCAGAGGAGCUUUUCUUACUGGAGGCUCAUAACCCGGCUGUCCUGCCGUUCGUGGAUCAGUUGAGGGAACAUUUUCCUUUACGAACUGACCCACCACCACCAGGGGGAGAGAACCAGCUGCAAUUAUUCAAUAUAGAAAAUGGAGAUUACAGUGGAGACGGCGGGGUCAUGCAAGCUUUGUUGCCCCAUAGCCCACGUGGAAACAGGAACGAGGAAGAAAACCGGGAUCAGCUUCCAUUCGAGUUCAGAGUUCUGGAGAUAGCCCUUGAUGUAGUUUGCAAUUUCUUGGAGGGAAGGGUGACAGAGCUGGAGCUGAAGGCAUAUCCUACCUUGGAUGAAUUCACAAGAAACAUCACCUCCAGCAAUCUCGAACUCGUGCGAAAUCUCAAAAGUCACCUUACACGUCUUACGGGCCGGGUUCAAAAGGUGAGGGAUGAACUGGAGCAGCUACUGGAUGAUGAUAAGGACAUGGCUGACCUCUAUCUUACGCGAAAACUUGCACAAUGGCAGCAUAUAGAGUCACCAUCUGCAUCCUUUCGUGAAGAUGGACCAUACAACUCUUUUGAGCAUAUGAAAUCGUCACAUUACAACGGUGCCACAAGCAUGGCUGCAAGCAUAAGUUUCGAAAACGAAGACGUUGAAGAACUUGAGAUGCUUCUGGAAGCAUAUUUUAUGCAACUGGAUGGGACACUGAACAAACUAACAAUGAUUCGAGAGUACAUUGAUGACACAGAAGACUACAUCAAUAUCCAGCUUGAUCAUCAACGUAAUCAGCUCUUUCAAUUUCAAAUCACAUUGGCCACUGGAGCGUUCGCCACCGCCAUAGCUACAGCACUGUGCAGUGCUUGCAGUAUGAACAUCCAAUAUUUCUACAUCUACGAUCCUGCGAAUGACGUCUUCACACCCUUCAUCCUGUCCGCCUUGGCGAUAGCCGUGGUUGCUUUUUUCAGCGUUCUGGGGUAUGUGCACUGGACUGGAUUGUUCGAGAGGUGACGAUGCAUUUGCUCUCACACAUUGUAGUGCAGCUGUGUAGUCCAACUAUUUUACUUGUUGGAGGCCGAUGACUCCUGCAAAUGACCGGGAUAUCCAAGGAUUGGACGGCAGUCACGAUGUACAAGCCCACGUCAAGGUGUCGUAUUCAUUGAGCAUCAUUCAACACUGAUCAAAAGCAGCGUCAUGGCUUAUUCGGCCGUUUGGCAUCCGGCAGGUUCAUGAUCAUUCAGGCAUUGUUCAGAUGUAGAGCUCAGACAGGAGCUCACUGGAGAUGGAUUGUGUAGCCAUGGAAUAUUUGUUUUCAAGUUUUUUAAUAUCUGGAAUCUGGAUAUGAACAAAAAUUCCAAGCCUAUGCUAUUAUUUUCUUCUAGAUCUGGAAUGAUCGAAAUGUCCAAUUACUUGCCUGACGAGCAAGAUGGGAUGAGGCUUAAUGGUGGAUUGUAUCAUACAUUGGUGACCUCGUUGAAGUCCUCAACGAGGACAAAUUUCUUGCUUCUUUGAGGGAACCUGAUCACACGUGUGGGCAGGGUAUCUCUCCGAGAGGCGCAUAUAGAAAGUACUAUGACGGCAGAGCAACUUCCUGUUGUGAGGAGAGUGGGCUUAGAAUUUGGCAUGUAGAGAGUGGUGGGAUGAUAUUUUAGCCAAACAGUUUUCGACGCUGCGAGGAAACCCGACACAGCAUCGCAUUCUACCGAAAAUAAGGUUUGGAGAACCAGCGAGUGAAACGAAAUCUCUGGUAGAACUUCAUCGACCUACUACAUGGUCACUGGUACGUCCCUGGAAUUACUCAAGUGGGUGCAAAUUGAGUUAUCUUAGUCGUGAUACAAUCCCAAUAUCGCAUAUUGUAGGUGAGCUCGUCCUUGUGUCCACACACUUUCCAGUUCUACUCGUCAUGUAGUUGAAAGCAGCUGUAUGCUUAUCCGUGUAACAGCUUGCAAUAAAGGUUUUUACAGAGACAUAUUCUUGAGAGAAAUAAAACAGUUGUUUACCGUC
Molecule: messenger RNA, 3603 nt
Organism: Marchantia polymorpha subsp. ruderalis
Lineage: Eukaryota; Viridiplantae; Streptophyta; Marchantiopsida; Marchantiales; Marchantiaceae
Source: the annotation of a GenBank genome assembly